Molecule: messenger RNA, 1593 nt
Organism: Vigna radiata var. radiata (mung bean)
Lineage: Eukaryota; Viridiplantae; Streptophyta; Magnoliopsida; Fabales; Fabaceae
Product: IAA-amino acid hydrolase ILR1-like 6
Exons: 5
Coding region: 47-1441 (464 amino acids)
Biological process (GO): jasmonic acid metabolic process; auxin metabolic process
Cellular component (GO): endoplasmic reticulum
Molecular function (GO): IAA-Ala conjugate hydrolase activity
Source: RefSeq, a predicted model, not a curated record
UCUGUUCUUCGCUCUCUCCACUCUGUUUCCACUAAAAAAACAGAGUAUGAAAUUCCGUUUCUCCAUCCUGCUCCUAUCAAUCCUCCUCGCAGUCUCGGCGGCGGUUUCUGUCGCCGAGCCUACUCCCUCCGCUGCCUACAACCGCGUGCUGUUUCCUGACCGGAGAUGCCAGAAGGCGAUGUCGGAGAACAGCACAAGGCUCGGCGCGUCACCGGCGGCGGCGGAGUGCGAGGUGUGGAGCGAGGCUUGUUCGGAGGCGGUGCUGAAAGUAGCGCGGCAGUCGGAGACAGCGGAGUGGCUGAGAGGUAUUCGGCGGAAGAUCCACGCAAAUCCUGAGUUGGCGUUUGAGGAAAUCGAGACGAGUCGCUUGGUGAGAGAGGAGUUGGAUCUGAUGGAAGUUAACUAUCGGUAUCCCCUCGCGAAGACCGGUAUUCGAGCUUGGAUCGGCACUGGUGGUCCUCCUUUUGUUGCCAUCAGAGCUGAUAUGGACGCACUUCCCAUUCAGGAAGCUGUGGAGUGGGAGCACAGGUCUAAAGUUGCCGGCAAAAUGCAUGCUUGUGGGCACGACGCACACGUUGCCAUGCUUCUUGGCGCUGCCAAGAUUUUGAAAACUCGAGAGCAUCUAUUAAAGGGAACUGUAAUUCUGAUAUUCCAGCCAGCCGAAGAAGCUGGAAAUGGAGCAAAACGAAUGAUGCAAGAUGGUGCUUUGGAGGACGUGGAAGCAAUAUUUGCAGCUCAUGUAUCCCAUGAACAUCCAACAGGAAUAAUCGGGUCAAGGCCUGGGCCCCUCCUUGCUGGUUGUGGGUUUUUCAGAGCCGUCAUUAGAGGCAAAAAGGGUUUUGCUGCCGAUCCUCACCGUUCUGUCGAUCCUGUUUUGGCUGCUUCGGCUUCUGUUAUCAGCUUACAGGGCAUUGUCUCCCGCGAAUCAAAUCCACUCGAUUCUCAGGUUGUCUCUGUAACUUCGUUUAAUGGAGGCAACAAUCUGGACAUGAUACCAGACACAGUGGUUCUCGGUGGGACUUUCAGAGCGUUCUCUAACACCAGCUUUUACCAGUUACUUGAAAGAAUAGAACAGGUGAUUGUUGAACAGGCAAGUGUGUACAGAUGCUGGGCAGAAGUGGAUUUCUUUGAAAAGGAGUACACGAUUUAUCCUCCAACAGUAAAUGAUGAGAGAAUGUAUGAGCAUGUGAAGAAGGUAUCUGUUGAUUUGCUGGGUCAGAAGAAUUUCAGGGUAGUUCCACCUAUGAUGGGUGCUGAAGAUUUCUCCUUCUACUCCGAGGUGGUUCCCUCAGCUUUCUUCUACAUAGGUAUAAGGAAUGAAACAUUGGGGUCUACUCAUACCGGACAUUCUCCCUAUUUCAUGAUUGAUGAAGACGUUCUACCAAUAGGUGCUGCUACUCAUGCCACUAUUGCAGAGAGGUAUCUCAUUCAACAUGACUAAGGAGCCCCACUCUUCUUUUCUCACAUCACAUCUCAUUCUCUUACACCAGUAAAUUCUCAUUUUAGUUCCUCAUAUUGUAAGUGUUUGUCACUUUAGUUUAAGUUUAUAUAUCUUUACUCUACUUUCUACCUUUAUAUAAUAUUUCCACUUUA